GUCAGUCACCAUUCACCAGGCUAGUCCCUCACUUGGCAGUUUCAGUGCAGGCUAGUCGAGCUCAGCAAGGGUGCACUAAACCGUGCUUUUCAAGUGACAAAGUCAUGGCGUAAGUUUGUAUCGCAGUGAUCAUAUUGAACAUAUUUGAUUACUGUAAACACUAAACUCACAUAAUGCAGAGGACUUCAGAGCUCAAGGACUCCUCGGAGUUUGGUUGUAGCUGGUAGUAGCAGUGUGUGGAAUGCCAGAAUCCUAUCUACCCAAGCCCUGAUCUACAGUGAGUCAGAACCCUGCGCCUUGGACCUGUAAUUCCUGCCGAGAGUAUCGCCGGUCUCUUCACCGCUCUGACAGACUGCUUUGGGCGUGUCCACUCAUGACUGACCGAUCCUCUGGCGCAGCUCCACUGUGAUAUGAAGGACGGUUGGAAGAGUCACAAACACGCUGGAAUUUUAAUCAUUGCCAUGGCCUCAGGGGAGCUGGACGCAGCAGCGGUCGGUGGCAAGAGUCAGGGGAAGAGGCCACCCGCCAUGGCCCCCGCAGACCGAAAUAGCCACCGGCGCACUCGCAGCUGGGUCCCUUCUGUGUAUGGAAGCCCCACAUCGCCGCCCUGCUGUUCACACCAGGGCACUGCAGCCACCAGACAGAGGAAGGGCUCACUGUCCCCAAUAAGUCCUCCUGCAGGACGGUGCCUUCUCUGUAGACCAGGGAAGUCGACAGCGAACGCACCGGGACACUCGUUUUGUAUUGGGUACACAGAACACGAAAUGAGCGAGAGCGCCACCUCUGGGAAGAGGGUGGAAAGGCCUCAUGGUAAGGGGCAUAGGAGGGCAAGUAACUCGGAGCAGGCAAAGUCUCCAGCAGGCAGUCCUAUAGCCAACUGGGCGUCUUCAUCGCCAUCAUCAUCAUCAUCAUCGCCUGGCAGGCAGCAGCCAUCUGACGGUCUGCCGCUUGGGGAGUUUUCCUCCGACUGUGUCCACGUCAGAGGGGCGGCAUCUGGGUUGAGUGGCUCCACCGGCUCGCUGUGCCAGCUGGACGAUGCCGGGGCAGCCGGGCAGCCGGAUGAGGUCAUGCCAGCCGGCCGUCUGGGGGCGAGGAGGAGCAGUCUGCCCGCGGCGUCACCGCAGCGCGGAACUUUCGCCUCGGCCUUCAACCGGACGGGCGACGGCGGGCUGGGGUUCAGGGCCAACGUCCGCUGCGGCCACUGCCUGAAGAACGGCUACUCCAGCCUGGAGCAUUUGGAGCGUCUGGACGGCCGGCCCCGACCCAAGUGCCUCCUGAAGGCCCACAGCGCGUCUCCCCUGGUGACCUCCGGGAGUGACCGCGACAGCGACGGAGGCGCCGUGUCGGACAGCGAGUUUGUGCGGCAGAAGAGGGAGCGCUCCACCUUCCUGGUGCGGCGGUACCAGAAGAACAACCAGAGGGUCCAGCGCACGGUCUGCCCGGGCGCCAGGACCAUCAUGAGGACCCUGCUGUCGGGUCACAUCUCCAAGGCGGUGUGCGACGCUGCUCGCGAGGAGACCCAGCGGACCAAGCUUCUGGAAGCUUCUCCGGGACGCGAGGCGGCCCUUCUGCUGGUUCACCUACAGGUCUCCAAGGCGCUCCUCAGCUACCCUGGCCGCAGACUUUCACAGCUCGACCAUGCGCUGAUCCCGGACGAGCCCCCAGAUUUGGUUCAUUCAGCAAGGCUGCUGAACGUGCCCAGGGCUGAUGUGUGGGGUCGUUGCCCAGGAGACGUGGGACACACUGUUGAGUUCCGUGCCUGCCUGAGCCGCGCCCGCCUCUACACCAACGUCUGCAGAGCACUGCUGGAGGCCGCUGCCGCCCUCGGAACUCGGAGUGCCAUGCCGGGUGGCACUGCAGGAAUACCGGGAACGCCUGCCAGCUCUGUGGGGCGACCCAUGCAGAAGGAGCGCCAGCUGUGUGCGGGCGUGGCCCAGAGCGUGGGCUCGCUGCUGCCCGGCGGCGUGGUGGGCGCGGCGGCGGGCAUCAGCAAGGAGCUGGCGGAGCUGCGCCACCUGGUGCCCUUCCCCGAGGAGGUGGCCAUCGCGCUGACGGAGCAGGAGCGGCGCCUGUACCGCCGCGUCUUCCCGCUCGACUACCUGUGCCUGCUCACGCGCCAGCUGGGCAGCCCCGAGUGCCCGCCGCGCCACCCGCACCUCCGGGCCUCGCUCUCGGCGCCCGCCGUGCCCGCCGCGGAGAGUGGCGGCGGGGAGGGGCAGCAGAGGAGCGCCCUGGAGGACCUGGUCACACGCUUCAACGAGGUGAGCUCGUGGGUGACGUGGCUGAUCCUGACGGCCGGCUCCAUGGAGGAGAAGCGCGAGGUGUUCUCCUACAUGGUCCACGUGGCCGACUGCUGCUGGAACAUCGGCAACUACAACGCCGUCAUGGAGUUCUUAGCUGGACUCAGGUCGCGUAAGGUCCUGAAGAUGUGGCAGUUCAUGGACCAGGCGGACAUCGAGAGUAUGCGUCGCCUGAAGGACUCCAUGGCGCAGCACGAGUCGUCGUCCGAGUACCGCAAGGUGGUGCACCGCGCGCUCCACAUCCCCGGCUGCAAGGUGGUGCCCUUCUGCGGCGUCUUCCUCAAGGAGCUCAGCGACGCCCUGGACGGAGCCGCCAGCCUCAUCGGCCUCCGCCACACGCUGGAGCCCAAGGAGGACACGGUGGAGUUCGUGUCGGACUACAGCGGUCAGCCCGCCUUCCUGCAGCGCGCCGGCCCCGACGGCCUGCACAGCGCCGAGAAGGAGGCCACGGUCAGCAACAUCCUGCAGACCAUCCGCAGCUGCCACCGCAGCCUGGAGUGCGAGGAGGCGGCGGCCGCGACCGGCGACGGAGACCCGGCGAGCGCCGCCGACAGCCCGGCCUCGCGCCGCAACUCGGUCAAGGACCGCUACAAAAACCCUUUCUCCAUCGGCGACCUCUCGGAUGCCGAGGUCGAAGGUCAGGAGCAGGUCGGGGGGUCGGAGCACUGCGGCGCCGACGGAGACGGCGAGGAGGAGAGCGGCGCCGACCCGCCGGUGGCCCCCGAGGACGCCCACGGCCCGUUCGGCCACGGCACGGAGCUCAUCCCCUGGUACAUGCUGUCCGUCCGCGCCGAGGUGCACCAGUUCCUGCUGCGCGGCGCCACCGUCAUCCACUACGAGCAGGAGAGCCGUCUGAGCGCCCGCUGCUCGCUGCGCCUGCUGCCCGACAACGGCACCCUGGUGUGGGGCCGGCCCCGCAGCGGCGGCGCCUUCCCCGGAGCCAAGGCCUCCGACCCCCUCCAGGCCCCGGGCGCCGGCGGCGGGAGCGGCGGCGGCGGCAGCAGCAGCACCGGGGGCGUGGCGCUGGGCACGGGCCUGACGGAGGGCGCGCUGGACCUGGCCUCGGUGAAGGGGGUGUUCCGCGGGCACCCGGGCGCCGACGUGGCGGCCGUGUGCGCGCUGCACAAGCUGAGCGCGCUGAGCGGCGGGGAGCACGCCGUCUCGCUCCUCCACGGCCACGGCACCACCGACAACCGGCUGCUGCACCUGGUGGCGCCGGGACACACGGCGCGCAUGCUGCACGAGGGCCUCCAGGCGCUGUGUACCGCCGCACGCAGGAUGAGACGCUUCCCUGACCAGCGCCUGCAGUGGCUACGCAGACAAUACAUCAGCCUCUACCAGGAGGAUGGUCGUUGUGAGGGCCCCACACUGGCCCAGGCCAUCGAGCUGUUUGGGGGCCGGCGGUGGAAUGCGGGCGGUGGGGGCACGCUGGGCAGGGGCGGAGACAAGGCGGCGUCUCAGAGGAGCAGCCCACUGGGCAUCAACACCGUCAGCAAGAAGAAGAAGAAGCCACUCAUCAGGGAGAACAGCGGCGAGGGUACGGACGACGAGAUGGUGGUGAGGAAGACGCGCAGCUGUAAGGAGUCGCUGGGCAGGAGAGAGUCCGACACGCCGGAUGGACAUGACCCAGAGGAAACAGAAGACAACAGUGGCCUUCCUGGACCCUUCUCCUUGUCCAAUAAAUGCCAGUCCCCUGGCCCUUCUCUUCCCUCUUCAUCGCCCUCCUCCUCCUCUCCUUCUCCGAGCACCUCCCACCCCACCCGCCCACACUCCUCUCCCAUCAUACCCUGCAGCGCCAAGAAUCAGCCGAGUCCCUGGGCCAGCAGGUCGUGGCAUGGCCGGGGGAAGGACUGCUUCAAGGGCUUCCAGAACAUCAUGAGCUCCGACACCACCAUGAGCUUCGUGGAGUUUGUGGAGCUCUUCAAGUCCUUCAGUAUCCGCAGCCGUAAGGACCUGAAGGAGCUGUUCGACACGUACGCCGUCACCUGCACCCGCUCCGACCCCGACUCGCCCGCCCUCUGCACAAACCUCAAGGUCGAGGACAAGGUCACAGGACAGCAACCGGACCUAGACCUGCUUACACGAAACGGCUCCGACUUGGGCCUCUUCAUCCGCUCGCGCCAACCGUUGCCUGACCAUCAGAAGCAGAUCUCGGACGCCAUCGCGGCAGCCAGCAUCAUGAGCAACGGCACAGGCGUGGAGAACGCCUCGCUCGGCGUGCUCGGCCUGUCCGUCACACAGCUCAGCGACUUCCUCGUCAACUGCCAGGGAGAACACCUCACCCACGAGCAGCUGCUAGGACUGAUUCAGAAAUUUGAACCUUCAGCAAGUAUGCGGCAGAUGGGUUGGAUGUCCUUUGAGGGCUUUGCCAGGUUCCUCAUGGACAAGGACAACUUUGCCUCCAAGCUGGAGGAGUCGGAGGUGAGCCCUGAGGAGCUGCAGCACCCGUUGUCCUUCUACUACAUCGAGUCCUCCCACAACACCUACCUCACCGGCCACCAGCUCAAGGGAGAGUCCUCCGUGGAGCUCUACUCUCAGGUGUUGCUGCAGGGCUGUCGAAGUGUGGAGUUGGACUGCUGGGAUGGAGACGAUGGCCUGCCAGUCAUCUACCAUGGCCACACCCUCACCACCAAAAUCUCCUUUAAGGAAGUGGUGGAGGCGAUAAACCGCACGGCGUUUGUCAACUCCGAGAUGCCGGUGAUCCUGUCCAUCGAGAAUCACUGCUCCUUACCUCAGCAGCGCAAGAUGGCAGAAAUCUUCAAGACCGUGUUUGGGGAGAAGCUGGUGACCCGUUUCCUGUUUGAGAGCGAUUUCUCGGACGACCCUCUGCUGCCCUCCCCGCUGCAGCUCAAGGGCAAGAUCCUGCUGAAGAACAAGAAGCUCAAGGCCCACCAGGCACCCGUGGACAUCCUCAAACAGAAGGCCCAUCAGCUGGCUCAGCUGGGCAUGCAGGCUCAGGCCAGUAACGGCACCUCCACCACCAGCAGCAGCAGCAGCAGCGGCGGCCCCCUGGGCAACACCCCAGAGGAAGAGGAGGAGGAGGAAGAUGAGUACGACUAUGACUACGAGUCCCUGUCCGAUGACAACAUCCUGGACGAUAAGGCGGAGGGCCGGCCGGCGGGGGACAAGGCGCCGGGCGAGGCCACGGAGGAGGUGCGGGAGAAGAGGGUCCGCAAGGCUGACAGCAGCCACAGCAAGGGCAAGCAGGUGUAUGAUCUAGAGCUGGGGGAGGAGUUCUAUCUGCCGCAGAAUAAGAAGGAGAGUCGGCAGAUCGCCCAGGAGCUCUCCGAUCUCAUCAUCUACUGCCAGGCCGUCAAAUUCCCAGGCCUGUCGUCGCUGUCUCCCAUGGGCUCCAGCAGGGGGAAGGAGAGGAAGAGUAGGAAGUCCAUCUUUGGGAAUCAGCCCAUGACCGCUCCACGGCCUUCUGGGAAAGGCAUGUCUGAGUGCAGCUCUCGCUCCAGUGGUGGCGAGGACUCACCUCAGCUACCUCAACAUCAUCAUCAUCAUCAUCAUCAUCAUCAUCAUCAACAACAGCAGCCGCAGCCACCGUCCUCCUCCUCCUCCUCUUCCUCCCCCAGCCAGUGCCCCUCUCUUCCUCCCCUCGCCGCCCCGCUACACACCCCCCCUCCGCCGGCCGCCGCCGCCGCCGCCGCCCCUCCCCCGCCGGCCUCGCUGAGCUCCAUCAUCCGCACGCCGCGCUGCUACCACAUCUCGUCGGUGAACGAGAACGCGGCCAAGCGGCUGUGCCGCCGCCACUCGCGGGCGCUGCUCCAGCACACGGGCGCCCAGCUGCUGCGCACCUACCCCGCCGCCACGCGCAUCGACUCGGCCAACUUCAACCCCCUGCCCUUCUGGCUGCACGGCAUCCAGCUGGUGGCCCUCAACUACCAGACCGACGAUCUGCCCAUGCAGUUGAACGCGGCGCUGUUCGAGGCCAACGGGCACUGUGGCUACGUGCUGAAGCCGCCGGUGCUGUGGGAGCGCUGCUGCCCCCUCUACCAGAACUUCUGCCCCAUGGAGCGGGACACGGAGGGCAUGGAGCCCACCACCUACACCAUCACGGUGGUGUCGGGUCAGAACGUGUGCCCGGGCAACACGGCGGGCAGCCCGUGCGUGGAGCUGGAGGUGUUGGGCGCGCCCUGCGACUGCGUCCACUACCGCACCAAGCCCAUCCACCGCAACCCGCUCAACCCCAUGUGGAGCGAGAGCUUCGCGCUGCCCGUCCACUGCGAGGACGCCGCCUUCCUGCGGCUGGCCGUGGUGGAGAACAACAGCUCGCAGGUCACCGCCCAGCGUAUCCUGCCGCUCCACGCGCUCAAGACCGGCUACAGGCACUUGACCCUGAGGAACCAGCACAACGAGUCCCUGGAGGUCACCAGCCUCUUCAUCUUCAGCCGCAGAGUGGAGGAGAGCGCCGCUGCUGCCGCAGUACCUGGUGUCACCACAGGGGGCGCUGUGUCCUCGGUCUCCAGUGGAGGCCUGGUUCCUGGGCUCCCUGCUGCUAUGCUGUUCAGCACUGAGGAGCGGCGCGCUGCUGUCCACUACAAGGUGACGGUUCACGGAGCGCCAGGGGCCGAGGCCUUCACCGUGGUGACCGUGAGGGAACACACCACCGCCAAACAGACCAUACGCAUGCUUCUGGCCAGUUCCCCGGCAGGGGACAACACCGACUCUGAUUCGGACUCGGACUCCAGCGCGGGCUACUUCCUGUCUGAGGAGAGGGUUCCUCUGUCCAAGGAGAAGGGUGACUGCAGGAGGCUGUCUCGCUGGCGCCCCCUAGCGCCUGAAGAGGAGGUGGUGCGGGUGGUGAACAGCUGGCCCCCAGAGGAGGGAUGCAUCGGGAGACUGUGGCUCAGAACUCAGGAGGAGGAGCUGAAUGAGAAGAACGGGGAGGUGGAGGGAUCCCAGGAGGUGCGGAGCGGAGAGGAGGAGAUGUUUUUCGUGCAGGUGCACGAUGUCUCGCCCGAGCAGCCGCACACGGUCAUCAAAGCACCGCGCCACAGCACGGCUCAGGACAUCAUCCGCCACGCUCUGAGCAAGGCCAAGUACUCGUACAGCAUCCUGAGCAACCCCAACCCCGGGGACUACGUGCUCCUGGAGGAGGUGAGCAAGGAGGCGGGGGGCAAGAAGGCAGCCGGGGGCAAAGCCAGCCAGCGCGUGCUGCCCGAGAACGAGUGUGUGUACCAGACCCAGAGCCACUGGAGAGGAGCCGGCCGCUUCAUCCUCAAGCUCAAAGAACAGGUGCGUGAGGACAAGCGUAAGGGUCUGUCUCUUGCGAGCGAGUUUUGGAAGCUGACGGGCCGCAGCCGGAGCCUGGCUCAGGAGAGCAGCAGCAGCAACGCCCCCUACAGUGUGCUCCCAGAGCAGCUGAGGGUGUGGAUCAACACCGGGGGCUGGUCAAAGGGGCCGGCCUCCGCGCUGCCCACCAAUCGCAGGCUCCCUGUGAGCGGCCCAGGCCCCUCCCCCUGGUCCCUCCCGCUGCUGUGGAACUGGAAGCUGCACAAAUGAGCUCUGCCCUCGCCCGGCCAAUCACAUUGCAUAUUUGUUUCCUUGAUGUCGCCGACGGCAACAGCAGGCUGGGUGAUGCAGUCUCCAGCUGUGAGGGAUGCUCCAGUUGUGGCUCGGAACUGGCUGUACCGCAAAGCCAGAGUGAGUUGUCGAACUCCGGAAAUGCACAUCGGGUGAUUCUCUUCGCCGCCGGUGGCAUCUGAAGAGCAAGGGUCAAGGGUCAAAGUUGACGGCGACUCCUUCAGCGGGACAGUUCUCGUCCCCUCGCAGUCAAUGGCUCCACCAAUCAAAUGGCUGGGAUUUCUUGAUUUGCUUUGUAGCUCCUGCUUCGUCACACUGCUGUCAUUUCACAAGCCACACCCACCCCAUGAAGUUUCUGGGUCGUCUGUUUGACGUGCGAGCCAUAUACCAGCUGACCGGACUCCUGUCCAGUUUCGGCUACCGUCGGAAUUUCCUGACUUUCUGAUCUUCUUUGUCAGUAAUGCCCAGUGCUUUGCAAUGGGAUUACUCUAUGUUAAAGGUCUGUAUAUUAACUUUUGAAGUCAAAUAUUUAAAAAAUGUCAAUGUAUCUGGUCCCGGUUGAGGAUACUGAGUAUUUAAGUGAAUCAAGUUGGAAUAGAUUGUGUGGGAUGAGAUGUCAGUGUUUAAUACUGUGAGUGCUUUUUGCACAAAAUUGAUGAGUGAUACCGAAAUCUUUUAGGUUACUCCAGUUUUGGUUAAAAUUAUAUUUGAUGAAUUCAAAAAUUGCUUAUUUCAUUGUCAGUGAGGAUUGUGCUGGCAUCCAUGAGCAUUGUUGCACCUUUGAACAAGCGAUUUAUUUAAAUGGAAAGAAGAGAAAAAAUAUUCCAUUUCCAUUAUUGAAAUAUUCAAUUCACUUUUAAAAAUGUCCUCAAAGUAAUUCUGAACUUUUCCUGUGAAGUGUUCUUUUAUCGUUUUGAUACAGGUAUGUUUGAAGGAUAUAAUUUGAAUCACUUUGCUGUCUAAUAGUAUUUCAUAUGAAUAAGAGGCUAAGUUGGUUAGAUAACAUUCUUGAAUGCACGAGAGCACAAGAAAAGAUAGCAGUGAUUGGAAAAGGAUAACAGUGAAUAUAUAUUUAUAUAUACUGUAUAUAUAUGUGAUGUUUUAAGUGGGUCCAACGAAAGUUAGACAGAAACAUGGUCAGUUCAAAUAUAAGAUUAUAGCCAUGAGGAUGGCCUCUUUCAUUUUCAUGGCCACUAUGUACUUUCCUGUUUUGUUUCUUAAGAUUUUAUUUUAUUUUGUGAUGUCCAUUUUAGGAUAAGCAAGCACAGCUUAUUUCUGUUUAUGGUUUUUAUCUGUCCCCUGUCUUUUGUUUGUGUUCUUUGUCUUAUGAUUUCCAAAUGCGUAUGUAUUUUAAUUUGUACACUUAAGUCUAGUCGGAUGGUCUCAGGAACACCUGAGAUCGCUUUGUAGAAGGUCUAGAAGAAUCACAAGCACUUUGGUCACAUGAUCUUGCCUUUCAUUUUGGUCACGUGACACAAUCAUGUCGUAAUUCGUUGUAAACUGGUCAGUGAUCAGACACUAUAGAAAGUGCUGAAAUAAAUAAUGGCAAACGCCAGGGUCAUAUCAUAACCGAUGAUUAUACCGCAGUGCUUGUACUUCAGAUGUAAAUAGCAGAUUGGCUGCUUAAUUUAGCAACACGUUGCUCUUGUAUGUUAUAUUUAUAAGUAUCAUUUUUUUAUUAUCAUGUAAAACCAACCAAUGACCAAGAGCUGCUUUGAGAAGGGCUCUGAUGGUGAAGGAGGUUUCCAUUUUUUCCUUUCCAAAUUUCUUUCUUUCAGGUGUUAUACACUACCACAGCAAAACAGUUUUGCUACUUUAAAUAUUUAUUUCUUGUUUUUGCCCAGGUUGGCUUUUGUCAUGUUUUAUAGCUGUUCACAGUGUAAAACCGUUGGAAAGUAAUGUGUAACUUUAUUUAUUUUUCUACUUUUUAGUGGAUCCCUGCAUUCACCUGUUGAAAGAGUGGCAUCGCUCCGCUCUUUGUCUUUUGUACUCGUUUUAAAGUAAUAAAUACUAUGAAACUAUCAGUGGAGAAAUACUCAACAUUUCAUGUAGACGCUCCGAGACACAGGGCUGAUGUAUACUGAAGUGUUACGAGAUUUUUUUUAUUUAAAGCUAAUUAGCCUCUGCCUUUAAAGUUCAUGUAUUUGAGAUAUUUAAUAUCAUUUCACUGUAUCGAGAGCUUAGUGGACCAGCUACAUACAGUAAUUCAGUGUGUGUGUGUGUGUGUUAUGUGCUGACGAGGUUGGGGCACUUGUACGUUCAUCCUGUGAAUGUUCUUUUUAUUUGUUGUUCCUGUGCUGUCAACUGUUUUGACUACUUUCCCCAUUUACUUGAAACAUUUAUUGAACAGCUCGAUUAAUUAAAAGCAGUUACGAACUAGAAAUAAAAUGGUUG
Molecule: messenger RNA, 10223 nt
Organism: Sardina pilchardus (European sardine)
Lineage: Eukaryota; Metazoa; Chordata; Actinopteri; Clupeiformes; Clupeidae
Gene: plce1
Product: phospholipase C, epsilon 1
Exons: 33
Coding region: 411-7808 (2465 amino acids)
Biological process (GO): small GTPase-mediated signal transduction; lipid metabolic process; phosphatidylinositol-mediated signaling
Molecular function (GO): guanyl-nucleotide exchange factor activity; phosphatidylinositol-4,5-bisphosphate phospholipase C activity
Source: RefSeq, a predicted model, not a curated record